Molecule: messenger RNA, 2297 nt
Organism: Papilio xuthus (Asian swallowtail)
Lineage: Eukaryota; Metazoa; Arthropoda; Insecta; Lepidoptera; Papilionidae
Product: proton-coupled folate transporter
Exons: 7
Coding region: 213-1742 (509 amino acids)
Biological process (GO): transmembrane transport
Cellular component (GO): membrane
Molecular function (GO): transmembrane transporter activity
Source: RefSeq, a predicted model, not a curated record
GCUUUUUUCUUUGAUGUUUUAUACAAGAUAGAAAACAUUUCAAAUAAAUCCUCAAUAAAGAUACAUCCUGUACCAGGCAUUUGAUAUAACAUUUCGUUUUGUUUUUCUAUCAAGCUUCAUAUUUAACACGAUAAGUUACUACCUCAGAAACUGGUAAACACAAAUUAUCAUUAGUACGAUUGAAGCUUUCAUUCCGUACAAAGUAUUUAGUAAUGUCUGGAACUAAAGAGAAAAGUUCUGUUAGUCCAGAAGAACAACCUUUUGAUGAAAAGAAAGAAAUUAAGAAUAAAUUUGAAGAUAAGACUUUUUUUGAAAAAUUAUGUGCCAUAAAAUCGAAUAUUACAGUGGAGCCAAUCCUGGCUGGACUGAUUAUACCAUCAACAUUGUCUCGUCUUGCAGUUCAAAAUUUAAAUCUGGAUAAAAGUUGUCGAGUCAAGCUUAACUUUGGUGAUGAAAUUUGUGAUGCAUUACUACAACGGAAUGGUAACCUAACUUAUUAUGAAGGUGAAGUACAAAAAGUCAUAUCCUCUAUAGAAGCAUGGAAGAGCAUCAUACAGACUGCUAUACCAACAUUAUUAGUAAUAUUUAUGGGUGCGUGGAGUGAUAGAACUGGUAAUCGAAAAUUGUGCAUACUUUUACCGAUUUUUGGAGAAUUCCUCGUCUGCAUUAGUAAUAUUAUUAGCACGUUUUUCUUCUAUCAAGUUUCCGUUGAAGUGACGAUGUUUCUCGAAGCUUUGUUUCCAGCUGUAACAGGCGGAUGGGUGAUGGUAUACUUGGGCGUGUUUAGUUAUAUAAGUGAUAUCACCAGUGAAGAAUCCAGAACGUUUAGAGUUGGACUUGCCAACUUGUGCAUGACAGCCGGUAUUCCUAUAGGAACAGCGCUUAGUGGGAUAUUACUCAAAGUACUUGGAUAUUAUGGAAUCUUUGCGAUAGCUGCGUCUAUAUAUGUAAUUACCUUAUCUUAUGGAUUAUUUUACCUGAAGAAAAAUUCUAAGCCAAGUUCCGAAGAAAACGAAGAGACGAAGUCUGUGACAAUAUCAGAACUUGCUACAUUAGUAAAAGAAACAGUAUUAGUUGCUUUUAAGAAACGAGAUGGUAAAACAAGAAAGAAAAUUCUCAUUACUUUAUUGACAGUUGCUAUUGUUUAUGGACCUAAUCAUGGUGAAAGAAUUAUAACGUAUAUGUUUGUGAGAUAUCGUUUAAAAUGGGACGCUGUUAAGUAUAGUCUUUAUUCAACAUACAGUAUCAUCACGCAUUCGCUAGGAGCACUAUUUUCAAUAACCGUCUUCAGUAAGCGAUGGGGUUUUCAUGACUCUUUGCUAUGUCUGAUAUCUAUAACUAGUAAGUUGGCUGGCUCUGUGUUUAUUGCUUUCGUCAGAACUGACUUCGAAAUGUUUAUGGUGCCCAUAGUGGAGAUAUUGAAUGCGUUAACUUUUACGUCACUAAGAUCGAUGAUAUCAAAAUUGGUGUUAAACGAGGAAGUUGGAAAAAUGAACUCCUUAUUCAGUUUGGUGGAGACACUCGCGGCUUUGGUCUUCGAUCCGACGUAUUCCACUCUGUAUGCCAAAACGAUACCAAUAUUUGCGGGUACAGUUUACAUAUUCAGCGCUGUCAUGACUCUACCACCGAUCUCAAUGUUAAUUUGGUUGUUCACCCAACACCGAAGAGAUAGAAGACUUAAAAGAAUGCAAGCUACAUCCUGUGAUAUUAUGCAGCCUACGAAUGAAAAAAUAAAAUCUUAAUGGUACCCGGACUUAACUUUAUCUUAUAAAUAUUUGUUACUAUCUUCAGAGUAUUUGUAAGGUCAUGUUAUUUUAGACCUAUUUUUUCCUUGUGAAAGGAGUAAGUAUUGUUUAAUGCCAUCAUUUUUUGAAAUUAAGAAAUAUUAAUUAAUAAUGUCUUAAAUUUUUAUAGUACUAAAACGAAAUUGAAAUUAUAAACACUCAUCUGUAGUAGAUACCAAUUUUGAAACUUUACAACUGUAUUUAUGAAAUGAAUUUGAUUUCUUAAAGUAAAAUAAAUCUUAAUUCAAUAGUAUUUACUCCGAAAUUGUUAACUAAUGUGUAAACUAAUGUGUACUAGUUUUGCAUGACAGUUGUAAGAUUGGCUUUUGAAUUGCGUGUAGGUUAAAUAACUAUAAAAUGAGUAUCGAGAUAUUAUAAUGAGUAUAUUGUGAGUACAUAGGAUGAUUUGAUAAGAAAAUUAGAUCUUUAAGGACGCAGCCUGUGUUUUAAUUAAAAUUAAAUUAAUUAUAGACAUGGCCGAAAAAUGGCCAUCUACAAAAAAGAAGUAAAAAU